GCCCCCCCCCCCCCCAUCCCUGCCCGGCCUCUGCGGCGAUGGCGGCGCGGCGCGCGCGGUCGGUGCGGGUGCUGGUGGACAUGGAUGGCGUGCUGGCCGACUUCGAGGCCGGCCUCCUGCGGGGCUUCCGCCGCCGGUUCCCCGGGGAGCCGCACGUGGCGCUGGAAAAGCGCCGCGGCUUCCUCGCCCGCGAGCAGUACCGAGCCCUGCGGCCAGACCUGGCGGACAAAGUGGCCAGUGUGUAUGAAGCCCCAGGCUUUUUCCUAGACUUGGAGCCUAUCCCUGGAGCCUUGGAAGCCCUGCAGGAGAUGAACAACAUGCAGGACACCGAAGUCUUCAUCUGCACCAGCCCUCUGACGAAGUAUGAACACUGUGUGGCCGAGAAGUACCGCUGGGUGGAGAAUCACCUGGGGCCGCAGUUUGUGGAGCGCAUUAUCCUGACGAGGGACAAGACGGUGGUCUUGGGGGACCUGCUCAUUGACGACAAGGACACCAUUCGAGGCCAAGAGGAGACCCCAAGCUGGGAGCACAUUUUGUUCACCUGCUGCCACAACCAGCACCUCGCCCUGCCCCCCACAAGGAGACGGCUGCUCUCCUGGAGUGACAACUGGAGGGAGAUCAUAGACAGCAAGCGGGGGGGGGGGGGGGCGGGACAGUGGGUAGUAGCUGAAGGAAGGGAAGGCAGGCCAUCAGGGAACACCAGCAGAGCUGGAUGACAGGGCAGUGCCAUGGCGGUGGCCACCAGCACCGUGGAGCAGGGAGACACAGUAACCUCGGUUCUCACAAGGCAGCCACCUGGAACCCCACAAGACGGCUGGCAAGGAAUCAUGGUGGGAAAACUACUCAGGAACCUUUUUAAUAAAACACUUUGGCUCACCACUCUUUAAAGGCCCUUUAUUUGGGAAAGUAGAGGUACAGGAGCCCUAGGGAGGGCAGCUGGAAUGCAGGCUGAGGAGGAGGCUUUCUCGUCCCUUCUCCUGUCCUCAGUCCCACCUCCACACCCAUCUGGAUACCAUGCCUCUUGCAUCUGCCAUCUUUCAUCGUGGCCAUGGAGGUCAACCUUAAGGGACUGCAGAAGGGAGGCCAGGAAGCUCCCCAUUGCUCCUGAACCCCAACUUCCCAUGGUCGUCCCACACCGCUUCCCCUGUGCUGGUCAACAUACACUGUGGACUCUAAACCACAGAUUUUUGUCAGGAGGUCCUCUGUGUUCCCUGAGCAC
Molecule: messenger RNA, 1219 nt
Organism: Lynx canadensis (Canada lynx)
Lineage: Eukaryota; Metazoa; Chordata; Mammalia; Carnivora; Felidae
Gene: NT5C
Product: 5', 3'-nucleotidase, cytosolic
Exons: 5
Coding region: 39-716 (225 amino acids)
Biological process (GO): pyrimidine deoxyribonucleotide catabolic process
Molecular function (GO): 5'-nucleotidase activity
Source: RefSeq, a predicted model, not a curated record